Abrus precatorius (Indian licorice) is the source of this 1003-nucleotide messenger RNA. RefSeq lists its product as uncharacterized. Bases 231 to 818 code for a protein of 195 amino acids. The record is from RefSeq and is a predicted model, not a curated record. NCBI's taxonomy places the organism in Eukaryota, Viridiplantae, Streptophyta, Magnoliopsida, Fabales, Fabaceae. The transcript has 3 exons.
UGACGGACCAUACGGCUUUGUCUCCGCUGCGGUCUUCUUCAUUUGUUCAGCGUAUUAGGGUUUUCAGAGUUCCCUGUUUGUUCCGUUCCUUCAACUUAGAGUGUACCAAUCAAUACGACCACCAAUUACACCGUUUUUAAAACCGACAUUUGCCCGUAUCCAACAACGAUUCAGCCGAAGAUCGAAGUUCUUCCGCGUUUCUGCUUCUGUUACGCUUGACUUUUAAUUCUAUGGCUUCUUCCUCGGUAAUCACUCCUGAAGAUGUGUUGGAGUCGCUGAUGAACGACGGCACAAUUGAUGCCCUCAGAUUGAAGAUCAUCAACCAGCUCAAAGCCAAUGAGGAACUGAAGAGUACUACCAUAAAGAUGGCUGAACAGAGCAAGGUUCUGAACACCCCUGGGGCUGAGAAACAGACCAAAAGAGAGCUGUUUGAUGCACUUCGGCAAGAACUUGAAGCUUCUGUACUCGAGAAGGCCUCAAAAUCAGUGUGGGAUUUAAUUUUAGACAAUAAUGGCCUGGGAAAAGAAAUAAGUGAAACGGUGGAAAGAGUGUUUUGUAGAUUGAGUGGCCAGGAGCCUCCAUUAUUUCCGCUUCCAAAUGGAGAACCACAACCUGAUAAGGAGGCUGACAGCAGAAAAGAAAAAGGUAAAGGAAAGCAGAAGGAAAAUGAAAAUGCAAAUUCAAAUACUCCAUCAAAGAAAAGAAGCUUCAGUGAAAUAAAUUUGGAAGGAGCAGAUGAAACUGUGACCAGGUCCUCAGAUCCAGCUGCAGUAUUGGAAGGUUCUGGCAAAUCGCCUCUAUCAAUUUCAAAGACUUGACUAGCAAGUUGGACUAGCUUUUUGCGAAACAAGUGAUCACAUCUGGUAAAUAUAUAAUUGACGCUUUGUUUGUAGGAGUUCACUGCAGUUUAGAAGAAUCUUGCCGCUGAAGUUUUGUGUAGUAUGCAAACAAUCAUUGUUUAUGCUAGACUUACCAUCAAUGAAAUUGAUUUAUGAAAGUUCAC